AUGAAAACUUUGCUACAUUUCUUCCUUCUCUUGAUCACACUUUGGGUCAGUAUCAUCAUUCCAGCAGUUCACAGCCAGUGUAUUAAAGACCAGCAACUAUCAUUGCUCCAAUUCAAGAGCAGCCUUGUGUUCCUUAAUUCCGCCAAGCUUAUUUCUUGGAAUGCAAGUACUGAUUGUUGUUCUUGGGUCGGCGUCACUUGCAGCCGUAAUGGGCGUGUUCUGGGUCUUGACAUAAGCAGCCAAGGAAUCGCAGCUGGAAUUGACAAUUCCAGCUGUCUCUUCCAUCUUCAUUAUCUUCAAAGCCUCAAUCUGGCCGACAACCGACUUGGCAGUAACUCUCAAUCAAUUCCAUCCGCAAUCGGAAAUCUCCUGAACUUGAGGUAUCUGAAUUUAUCUCUUAAUGAUUAUUCAGGGAAAAUUCCCAUUGAAAUUUCACGAUUGACGAGGUUGGUAGUUGUUGAUUUUUCUUACAAUACUGCCACCUUAAAACUUGGAAGUCCAAAUUUACACACGUUUGUUCAGACAGAACUUAGAGAGUUAUAUCUUGAUCGUGUCCAAAUAUCAGAACAGGGGAGGAAGUGGUGCCGAGCCAUAUCAGAUUCCCUUCCUAACCUCAGGGUCCUGAGCAUGUCCUCGUGUGAUCUCUCAGGCCCUUUUCUCCAGUCCCUUGCUAAGCUUCGGUCUCUAUCCGUGAUUAGGUUGGACAGGACCAAUAUCUCUGCGCCAGUUCCAGGAUUCUUUGCCAACUUUUCAAACUUGACUGUCUUGAGUCUCCCGGGAUGCAACUUGCAUGGAACAUUUCCCAAAGAGAUCUUUCAGUUACCUUCUCUACAAAGUAUUGACCUUUCAGAUAAUGACCAACUCGAUGGUUCCUUGCCAGAAUUCCCGAGGAAUGGAUCUCUUCAGCACCUGCAUCUAAGCUGGACAAAAUUUUCAGGGUUAUUACCAAAUUCUAUUGGCAAUCUCAAAAUGCUGUCCACCAUAUAUAUUCAAGGUUGCAAUUUCACCGGACCGAUGCCAAAGUCAAUGACAAACCUUACACAGUUGGUUUCUAUGUGGAUGUCUGGUAACAAGUUGGAAGGUUCAAUUCCGUCAUUCAGUGGGGCCAAGAAUGUGGUCGGCAUAGACCUUUCCCACAAUGGUCUAACAGGUACUAUUAAUUCCACCCACUGGAGAAACCUUGCUAAGCUAUCCUCUCUCGAUUUGAAAUCCAAUAAGCUCGAUGGGAAUAUCCCAUCAUCUCUGUUUUCUCUUCCCCUUUUGGAUGAUCUAGAUCUUUCCAGCAAUCAAUUCUCUGGUCCAUUCCCUGAAAUUUCUAAUGUGUCUUCCUACUGGAGAAACCUUACUAAGCUAUCUUAUAUCAGUUUGGGAUCCAAUAAGCUCGAUGGGAAUAUCCCAGCAUCUCUGUUUUCUCUUCCCCUGUUGUAUCGUCUAGAUCUUUCCAGCAAUCAAUUCUCUGGUCCAUUCCCUGAAAUUUCUAAUGUGUCCUCCUUCUUGCUGAAUGGUCCUGAUCUUGAACUUGAUUUGAGUAGCAACAAUCUCGAAGGGCCACUGCCUAUGUCUAUCUUUAGCUUGCGACGUCUUACCGCUCUAGAUGUUUCUUCAAAUAAUUUAAGUGGCUCGUUUCCUCUUGAUGGUCUACACCAGCUGAGAAAUAUUUCUGUACUUGAUCUUUCACACAAUAACUUGUUUCUUAGCCAUGAUUUUACUAAUUUCUCAUAUUCCUCAUUUUCUCGGCUCUUUGAGUUGAGGUUGGUGUCAAUGAAAUUGAGAACAUUUCCUAAUUUCUUGAGAAAUCAAUCUAACUUGAGAAGUUUGGACCUUUCAGAUAACCAGAUAAAUGGCAAGAUACCCAACUGGAUUUGGAGUCUUAGUGAUCUUACGUACCUAAAUCUUUCUUGCAACUCCCUAGAUUCUCUAGAAGUUCCUUCAAACAAUCUCAGUUACUUAGAGUACCUUGACCUCCAUUCCAACCAGUUUCAUGGGCAAAUCCCAAUUUUCCCAUCACUUUACCGUGUCUAUUAUCUAGAUUUCUCGAGAAAUUAUUUCAGCUCUCCCAUACCGAGUACCAUUGGAGAUAUGCUUGUAAACACUGGAUUCUUGUCGCUUUCAAGCAAUAACCUCAAUGCGAUCAUUCCGGAAUCAUUAUGCAAUUCACAAUUUCUUCAGAUUCUUGAUCUGUCCAAUAAUUCUUUGAGUGGCACGGUUCCCCGGUGCUUGACUACAAUGAGCACGCUUGAAGUACUCAAUUUAAGGAGAAACAAUCUUACAAAUGUUAAUGAAUUCUCCCAUAAUUGCAGUUUAGCAACGGUAGACAUCAGUGGAAAUCAAAUUCAAGGCCAGUUUUUAAAAUCUCUUGUCCACUGCACCCAGUUAGAGGUUUUAAAUCUUGGAAACAAUCUUAUAGCAGAACCAUUUCCAUGCUUUUUGAGGAACACAUCCACCUUGCGUGUCCUUGUCUUGCGAUCCAAUAAAUUUUAUGGGCGCAUUAGAUGUCGCAAGACUAAUGGCACUUGGCCAGUACUUCAAAUCAUAGACUUGGCUCACAACAAUUUGAGUGGUGAAGUACCUGGAACAGCUUUGACAACUUGGCAGGCGAUGAGGACUAGCAAAGAUAAUGCCCCAAGGAAUAUCCAUAGCAUUGAAUUGGGUAGCAUUGAAUUGGGAGGGGGAACUUAUUAUCAAGAAGAUACAAUCCCAGUUACCAACAAAGGUUUAGAGUUCGAGUUGGUGAAUGUUUUAACUAUCUUCAUCUCAAUUGACUUCUCAUGCAACAAGUUCAACGGAUCAAUACCAGAGGAAAUUGGAGAACUCAAAUCAUUGUAUGCCCUCAACUUGUCCAACAAUGCUUUCACAGGUGCAGUUCCAUCAUCAUUAAGUAACUUGAGUGAGCUAGAGUCUUUGGACCUCUCGAAAAACAAACUGAGCGGUCAAAUCCCACUGGAGCUAACAAAACUCACUUUCCUUGAAUUCUUGAAUCUCUCAUAUAAUCAAUUGGUCGGGAGGAUACCAAGCGGUGCUCAAUUUUCAACAUUUGAUGCAGCUUCCUUCCAAGGUAACAAAGGAUUAUGGGGGCCUCCUUUAACAGUAGAUAAUGGAACAGGGUUCUCUUCACCAAAGCUGGAAGGAAAUCAUUCAAAUCCUGGGCAUGAGAUUAAUUGGGACAUUAUCUGUCCUGAAAUUGGAUUUACAUGUGGGUUUGGCAUUGUCAUCGGGUCACUUUUGUUUUGCAAGAGAUGGAGGAAAUGGUAUUACAGAGCUAUGUAUAACAUGCUUCUAAAGAUAUUCCCUCAGCUAGAACAAAGAUUUGGUCAUCACAGGAGACAUGUUUAUGCACAUCAAAGAUACUGGAAACGUUGA
Molecule: messenger RNA, 3360 nt
Organism: Rosa chinensis
Lineage: Eukaryota; Viridiplantae; Streptophyta; Magnoliopsida; Rosales; Rosaceae
Product: receptor-like protein 7
Exons: 1
Coding region: 1-3360 (1119 amino acids)
Molecular function (GO): protein binding
Source: RefSeq, a predicted model, not a curated record